Messenger RNA from Miscanthus lutarioriparius, 261 nucleotides. The record is from the annotation of a GenBank genome assembly. Lineage: Eukaryota; Viridiplantae; Streptophyta; Magnoliopsida; Poales; Poaceae.
AUGGACUCCGCCGCUAACGACGCCGCCUCGGCAGUUCCGCCGUCUGUGGUCUCGGCUGCUGAGGAGACGCUCGCGGCUGCCGAAUCCGUAGGGGACCAUCUCUCCCAUGUGCUCGCGGCGGCGGCGGCGGACCCCGACGCCGUGGCCGAGCUCCCGCCCCUGCUCCGGGCGCGCGCUUUCCUCGCCGUGGCGCAGGCCGCCACGUCACUCCUCGGAGGCACUGCACCUUCCACGCUUCUCCUUCUCGUUGCACAAGCUUAG